This is a messenger RNA of Pomacea canaliculata, 1303 nucleotides long. RefSeq names its product HRAS-like suppressor 2. The transcript has 4 exons. Gene Ontology annotation, biological process: N-acylphosphatidylethanolamine metabolic process. The record is from RefSeq and is a predicted model, not a curated record. Lineage: Eukaryota; Metazoa; Mollusca; Gastropoda; Architaenioglossa; Ampullariidae. Gene Ontology annotation, molecular function: glycerophospholipid phospholipase A1 activity; A2-type glycerophospholipase activity. Gene Ontology annotation, cellular component: cytoplasm. The coding region runs from base 351 to 1043 and encodes 230 amino acids.
UGAACGAUUGGGUCAGAAGGAGAGGUCAAGGUGUGUGAGCUGAGGCCGUUGUGUCAAAGUAUGUGCAAUUAUGUAUUGUAGUAUGUGAUGAUGUCCUUAUCUGUGGUGGGAGUAUCCGGGAGCGAAGUGAUAAAACACCCGCUGGUCAGCUGUGCAGUGAGCACCAUGCGGGUGUCGAGUUAAGGGUAGGACUCCAGUUACACUCAUGUACAUUUAAUACGUAAAGAUUCGCAGUUUGUUAAUUUUCACUGCUCGCCACAUUACCCAGUAUGGCCAAAACACUUUCUUUGAUAUUGCCCUAAUAACAACCAUGAACAUUUUAGAGACUGCCAGCUGACUAACACAUCAUUAUGAUGCUACCAGAACCGACAAGAGCAACGACAACGUCGGCUUCAACGGCGACGGCAGAAUGUAUAUCUACAUCAACGGACAACAGCUGGGUAACAAUUCCAUUAAGUGAUACUGAUUGCCACAAUAGAAACCUCUCGCACACCCUCUCCGAAGGAGACUUGGUAGAGUUUCCGCAUGUAAACGAUAGUCACUGGGGCAUCUAUGCAGGCAAUCAAAGAAUCAUUCAUCAUGUAGCAGAAGAAGAAAAGAAAAGUAUAUUCCAUGGGAUUUCAAGACAGCUAAAGAAUAGCAAUGGCCUAAUGGUAGUCAGUUGCGUGGGCCAUGCAAUGGCAGGUGGUUCCCAUAAAAUGAAAGGAGAAGUACGUGACGAUGAUUUUUUUCAUGUUGCUGGGGACUCCAAGGCAAAGAAGAGCAACCAUUUGGAUCACAUAUUAAGUGUGUUCGCACCAGAUGAAAUCGUGGAACGAGCCAUGUCCAAAUUAGGUAGAAAAGACUACGACAUCUUCACUAACAACUGCGAGCAUUUUGCUACCUGGUGUCGGUAUGGAAAGGAGAUUAGUCUGCAGGCAAUGGCAAUAAACGGUGAAGAAGUUGAGGAGACCUCAGAUACCAUGACUCCUGUUCUUGCUGGUGUUGGUGUUGCUGUUGCUGUUGCUAUUGGGAUUGGUGUAGCACUUUUAAAGCUUUUGUGAAUACACUUCUACAAACUGCCGUGGUACAAUGCAAUUUACCUGUAGAAAAGUGACUCACAUUUGCGGACCGAUGCAAGAUUAUCUUGAAGCCAUGUUGUCCGCCCUAGUUCAACGACAGGGGACACAGACCCCUCAGUGUGACAUAGGAGACAUCUUUCAUCAUACAUGGACUAAAUUUAUUUAUUUACGUAUUAAGUCUACAAAUGAGCUACAUAUUUUUUGCCAAGUUUGUCAAGUUUGUCAAGAAAUAAAAGUAUUUU